GAAUUUUUAUAAACGGUGAAACAUGGCGUAAAUUAAAACGUCAAACCAGUUAUCAAAUAUCAAUUGAAAUUUAUUUUAUUCAUUAUUGUUCUUAAAAAACAUUUAUUUCGUGCUUAAUCGUUUAUUCUAUGAGUUAUGGCAUCAGCAACGGUUCUUCGUGUAAAACGAAGACUUGAUGAUAUCCCACAAGAUGCUUUAGUUCUUCUUUGUAAGCGUAGAAAAACAAAUGAAGAGGAAAUCUCUCCGUCUCUCUUCGUUUUCAGGGGAAGUGUUAAAAAUCAGGAAGCAGCAGAUGUUAAGGACAUAGUGCCAAAAACUGAUUUUAAACUAAAACCAAAGACUGACGUAGAUGAAAUAAUAAAAAAGAUUCGUCAGGAACGAAAAGAAGCUUCUGUAGAGAAUCGCUAUGAAGUAGUGAAUUGCAGUAGAGGGUUAGAGGAAGACUCCAUAAAUUUGGUAGAUUUACAUCAGCCCAACUUACUAUGUGACACUUCAAAAUACAUAUAUGAUUUAUAUACAUCAGUGAAGAAGGACUUUGACAUAUCAAUGUUAGAUAAUUUAGUUAGUAUAGAGAACUAUGAAACAGAUUUGAUCCUGGAUACUUAUAAGGACAAUGGUUUAUCCUCAUCAGAUGCUGAUGAUGAUGAUGACUCUAAUGAUGAAAAUAACUGGCGUAAUGACUAUCCUGACUCUGAACCUAGCAGUUUUGAUGAAGACGACAUGGUUGCUGCUAUGAAAAGAUGUGAUUUAGAUAAUCUAUCCACAGAUGAAGAAGAACAAAUAUACACAGAUCUACCAGAUUUAUUAAAUGAUGAUGUUAAAAAGUAUGGAGCUGCGUACGCCAAAUAUAAAGCAAAAGUGCUUGCUGAAGAGAACACUAUCAUUGACAGUAAAAACCUCAUUCAUUCAACUAAAAUUAAGGAUUUGGAUGAGGAAUCAAUAGAUUGUUAUAAGGAAGAGAGUGAUGAUGGGUUUUACUACGGCCAGGAGGAAGAUUCUAAACAGUUUUGUGAACAAUAUCCAGAUCAAGUUUAUAAUCCAGAUUGAUAGAAAGGUUUUCGUUUUGAUAUUUAUUUAAAAUCUAUCUGUGUAACUGUUUACUUUUAAUCGGUUUUAAAUAAAUAUAUUCCCAAUA
This is a messenger RNA of Pieris brassicae (large cabbage white), 1135 nucleotides long. It is a transcript of the gene fs(2)ltoPP43, whose product is annotated as probable RNA polymerase II nuclear localization protein SLC7A6OS. The record is from RefSeq and is a predicted model, not a curated record. NCBI's taxonomy places the organism in Eukaryota, Metazoa, Arthropoda, Insecta, Lepidoptera, Pieridae. Gene Ontology annotation, biological process: developmental process. The transcript is spliced from 4 exons. Bases 136 to 1047 code for a protein of 303 amino acids.